Messenger RNA from Phyllopteryx taeniolatus (common seadragon), 7946 nucleotides. It is a transcript of the gene ptch1, whose product is annotated as patched 1. Gene Ontology annotation, cellular component: plasma membrane. The record is from RefSeq and is a predicted model, not a curated record. The transcript is spliced from 24 exons. Gene Ontology annotation, molecular function: hedgehog receptor activity; smoothened binding; hedgehog family protein binding. NCBI's taxonomy places the organism in Eukaryota, Metazoa, Chordata, Actinopteri, Syngnathiformes, Syngnathidae. The coding region runs from base 380 to 4945 and encodes 1521 amino acids. Gene Ontology annotation, biological process: smoothened signaling pathway.
CUCUUCUAUUCAAAGUCAGAGUUGGCCGUGACGCGCGGCCCUGCAGGGGAAGAAGAGCAGCAGCAACAGCAGCAACAGCACACAUCUCCGCACAAUGCAGCCAGGAGCGUCCAGCGAUCUGGCGUGCGGCUCGUUCUGAGAGACGUGUAUAUAUAUAUAUAUAUAUAUAUAUGUUUGUUGUUGUCGUUGUGCUUAACGGGCUCGGGAACCCCGGUGCAAAAGGCGGCGGAGACCCUACCGGAUCACGCGAUGUGUGGAUGGACGGCGCGCACUACUUUGACUCUUCGCCCUCUCCAAGCGGACUAUGAGGUCCCCCCUCCGAGUGAAACUUUGUCGGAUCGCGAGUGGGAAUCGGUAAGCAGCGCGCAGUCCCCGCAACAUGGCCUCGGCUGCUAGUGCGCCCCCCGAGCCUGGGACAGGAGAGCCCGACCGGCCGAGGCUAACGCGGAGGACCCGGAGGGACUCGAGCCGCGAGCCUCCGCAGCCGCCGCCGCCGCCGCCGCCUCCACCGCCGGAUUUGGACUACCUGCAGCGGCCGAGCUAUUGCGACGCGGGCUUCGCUUUGGAACAGAUCUCCCAGGGCAAGGCAACCGGGAGAAAAGCGCCGCUAUGGCUGAGAGCAAAGUUCCAGAGACUUUUAUUCAGGCUGGGCUGCUACAUACAAAAGAACUGUGGAAAGUUUUUGGUGGUGGGCCUCAUGAUUUUCGGCGCAUUCGCGGUGGGCUUACGGGCAGCUAAUUUGGAGACGGAUGUGGAGAAGCUUUGGGUAGAAGUGGGUGGGCGUGUAAACCAGGAACUGAAGUACACUCGGCAGAAGAUCGGUGAAGAGGCCAUGUUCAACCCUCAGCUCAUGAUCCAGACGCCACGCCAGGAGGGAGCUAGCGUGCUGACGGUGGACGCGCUGCUGCAGCACCUGGAGUCAGCCAUGCGAGCCAGUAGAGUUCAUGUUUACCUUUACAACCGACAAUGGAAAUUGGAACAUUUAUGCUACAAAUCAGGAGAACUAGUCACGGAAACACAUUUUAUGGAUCAGAUCAUAGAAAAACUUCACCCCUGUCUCAUCAUCACGCCUCUUGACUGUUUCUGGGAGGGAGCUAAGCUCCAGUCUGGGAUGGUCUAUUUACCAGGUAAAGACCCUUUGCAGUGGAUCAAUUUUGACCCCAAGGACUUCCUCGAGGAUCUGCGGCUGGCACACUUUCCUGUGGACAGCUUUGAGGACAUGUUGGAAAAGGCCGACGUUGGCCACGGCUACAUGGACCGACCCUGCCUGAACCCCGCCGACCCCGACUGUCCCCUCACUGCCCCCAACAAGAACUCCACCAAGCCUUUAGAUGUGGCGUGGGCCCUGAGCGGCGGCUGCCACGGCCUGUCCAGGAAGUACAUGCACUGGCAGGAGGAGCUGAUUGUCGGUGGUACCACCAAGAACGGUAGCGGACCUCUGCUCAGCGCUCAGGCCUUACAGACCAUGUUCCAGCUGAUGACUCCCAAGCAGAUGUUUGAGCACUUCAGGGGCUACGAGGAGGUUUCCCACAUCAACUGGAAUGAGGAAAAGGCCGCGGCUAUACUGGAGGCCUGGCAGAGGAGAUAUUCUGAGGCUGUGUUACAGAGUGUGGCAGCUAACUCGUCCCAGAAGGUCUUGUCCUUCACCACCACCACCCUGGAGGACAUUCUCAAGUCCUUCUCCGACAUCAGCGUCAUUCGAGUGGCCAGCGGCUACUUGCUGAUGCUGGCGUACGCGUGUCUGACCAUGCUGCGGUGGGACUGCGCCAAAUCUCAGGGGGCCGUCGGGUUGGCGGGCGUUCUGCUGGUGACUCUGUCAGUGGCGGCGGGCCUCGGCCUCUGCUCUCUACUGGGCAUCACCUUCAAUGCCGCCACCACACAGGUGCUGCCAUUUCUGGCACUAGGUGUGGGUGUGGACGACAUCUUUCUUCUCGCUCACGCCUUCAGUGAGACGGGACAGAACAAGAGGAUCCCAUUUGAGGACCGCACAGGCGAGUGUCUGAAGAGGACCGGGGCCAGCGUGGCGCUCACCUCCAUCAGCAACGUCACCGCCUUCUUCAUGGCUGCCCUCAUUCCCAUCCCGGCGCUCCGGGCAUUCUCCUUACAGGCUGCAGUAGUGGUGGUGUUUAACUUUGCCAUGGUCCUGCUCAUCUUCCCAGCCAUCCUCAGCAUGGACUUGUACCGACGAGAAGACAGACGCUUCGACAUUUUCUGCUGCUUUUACAGCCCAUGUGCCAACCGUGUGAUCCAGAUGGAGCCUCAGGCGUACCUGGAUGGAUCAGAUGGGAGUCGCUACAGCCCACCGCCGUCCUACCGCACGGCACUGCCGCUUUACCACACGCCUCCUCCCAGCUACAGCCCGCCGCCCUCCUACAGCAGCCACAGCUUUGCCCAGCAGACCCAGAUCACCAUGCAGUCCACGGUGCAGCUCCGGACCGAGUAUGACCCCCGCACGCAGGCUUUCUACACCACAGCUGAGCCCCGGUCUCAGAUAUCCGUGCAGCCCAUCAACCCACCUCCCGGCCGGAGCAACCCUCGCAGCGACUAUUACAACAAUAACAACAGCGGGAGGCGGAGUCAUCGGACAGCUCGAUACCGUCACUCUGGGGCUCCAGCUGCUGCUUCAGGUGCAGUCCCUCAGCAGGAUUCUGCUUCAGGAAGCAGCCAGAGUCCAGAGAAUAACAGCUCCACACGGGACUUGCUCUCCCAGUUUGGGGAGGCCUCGCUUGGCCUAAGGUGCAUGGAGCCUCCCUGCACCCGCUGGACACUGGCUUCUUUCGCAGAGAAGCACUAUGCUCCUUUUCUGCUGCAGUCCACCACCAAGGUGGUGGUGAUCGCGCUCUUUCUCUGCUUGUUGGGGGUCAGCCUAUACGGCACCACCCAGGUGCGCGACGGCCUGGAGCUGACCGACAUCGUGCCAAGGGAGACGAGCGAGUAUGACUUCAUCGGCGCCCAGUUCAAGUUCUUCUCCUUCUACAACAUGUACGUGGUGACGCAGCGGGCCGACUACGCUCAGAAGCAGCCGCUGCUGUACCAGCUUCACCGCAGGUUCCGGACCGUCCGCUAUGUACUGAAGGAGGACAACGGACAGCUGCCCCCCAUGUGGCUUCACUACUUCAGGGACUGGCUGCAAGGUCUGCAGCAGGCAUUUGACAAGGACUGGGAGGCCGGCCGCAUCACUCUGAACAGCUACAGGAAUGGCUCGGACGACGGCGUCUUGGCGUACAAGCUUCUGGUGCAGACAGGACGCAGAGAGAAGCCAAUCAACUCUAACCUGCUGACCCGUCACAGGCUUGUGGACGCCGACGGGAUCAUCAACCCCACAGCCUUCUACAUCUACCUGACCGCCUGGGUCAGCAACGACCCGGUGGCCUAUGCCGCGUCACAGGCCAACAUUCGCCCGCACCCUCCCGAGUGGCUCCACGACCGCACCGACUCUAUGCCCGAAACGCGCCUCAGCAUCCCCGCUGCCGAGCCCAUCGAAUACGCACAGUUCCCCUUCUACCUCAACGGGCUCCGGGAGACGCCGCAGUUCGUGGAGGCCAUCGAAAGCGUGCGAGCCAUCUGCGGCAACUACAGCCGCCAAGGCCUGCCCUCGUACCCCAACGGUUAUCCCUUCCUCUUCUGGGAGCAGUACGUCAGUCUUCGCCACUGGCUCCUGCUCUCCAUCAGCGUGGUGCUCGCGUGCACCUUCCUGGUCUGCGCCCUCUUCCUGCUCAACCCGUGGACCGCCGGCAUCAUUGUGCUGGUGCUGUCACUCAUGACAGUGGAGCUGUUUGGCUUCAUGGGGCUGAUGGGAAUCAAGCUGAGUGCCGUCCCCGUGGUCAUCCUCAUCGCCUCGGUGGGCAUCGGGGUGGAGUUCACCGUCCACGUGGCCCUGGCCUUCCUGACAGCCAUAGGGGACCGCCACAAGCGGGCAGUGCUGGCUCUGGAGCACAUGUUUGCGCCGGUGCUUGACGGCGCCUUCUCGACGUUGUUGGGCGUUCUGAUGCUCGCCGGCUCGGAGUUCGACUUCAUCGUCAGGUAUUUCUUUGCAGUACUCGCCAUCCUAACAGUUCUGGGAGUUCUGAACGGACUGGUCCUUCUUCCCGUUUUGUUGUCCUACUUUGGGCCCUACCCUGAGGUGUCUCCAGUGGAUGGUCGCAGCAGGUUACCCACCCCAGAGUCACCAUCUCACAUGGUCCGCUUUUCGGUCCGUCCCCACCCCGCCACUUCGGCCUCGGCCACCUCAGGUGCAGCCUCGGACUCGUCGGACUCCGAGUACAGCUCCAACAGCAGCGCGUCAGGCGUCAGCCAGGAGCUGCAAAACGACAACCUGCCCCCGCACAGGGGGCACGCUGAAGCCGAAGAACAACAGCAGCAGUACCACCUCCACACCAGCAGAGGCAGAGUAACCAGGACAGAGGAGGAAAGGAGGGCGGGAUCGGGGCACAGGCGCUCAACCAGGCAGCCCGAUCCCCCAACCUAUAAUGUGUCCUCGUCUCAGGGCUGUAAUGCUGGACCCGGGCCCAGCGCUGCCCAACGUAACAGGGACCCCAAGGGCCAGCAGCACCGGCAGGCCCCGCCUCCAGGCCGCCCGCGCACAGACGCUUUUGAAACCUCCUCUGAGGCCGGCGCCCAUUUUGGCGCCCACAGCCACAGGGAACACUCGGCGGGCCACCGGGGACGCACCCCCCUGCACCGCCCCAACCCUUACGGUCAGCCCAUCACCACGGUGACGGCGUCGGCCUCCGUCACCGUUGCCGUCCACCCCCCCGGCUCAUCCUACCCGGGAUACGCUGCGACGGACGCUUAUCGCCAGGAGGAGCCCCAGCCCUCCUUCCAGGAUCCCCACGUGCCCGCGGACCCCCACGUGGAUGGCAGAGGGAGUACGGUGGAGGCCAUGGAACUCCAGGAUCUGGAGUUUGAGGCAGCUGACAGCAACAGUGGCAGGCGGGCCAGCUGAGUGUGUGUUCGUGUCACGGCCAAAGAUGAACUAUAAGCAGAUGACCUGGCCCGGCCCGGCUUGCCCAUGGUCCUAAUGCCUUCCUUUCAUGGUGCUCAUUCUUACUGUAACCCCGUGGUCUCUUGUCUUAAAAUAUUUCUAUAUAUAUUUAAAAUGAUGUAUACAUAUGUAAAUAGGAACAAAAAAGUAGCUUUGUUUAGGAAGGGGAGAGAGUUGUGCACGUCCUCACGUUAACAGACUGGGGCUGCCAUUUUAUAUGGUGUGUGUCUAUGGUUGUGUUUGUGUGAGUGAUUCAAUCCCAAUAAGUUGACCCGGUUUGAACUAUGCAAAUGUGGGAAGGAGAACAAAGACGUGGUUUGGUGGGUAUCGCAGAGUUGGCAAUAUGAUAUUCCAAUAUACUCAGCAAUAAUUGAUAUAUUGGGAGAAAAUCAGCUAUGCAUAUAAAUAUCUAAGAAAUUAUAUAAUUUAAUACAAAAUACCAUUUCUGAUGGAAUUGGUUCAUUGGCAAAAUAUUAUUUUGUGAUACUAUUGGCAUCGUCAGCAAAUUAUUGUCUCAAGAUACUAUUAAUAUUGCAAAAAUAACAUUUUGUGAUACUAUUCGUAUCAUUAACAACAUACUAUAUAAUGAUACAGUUGGUAUUGUGAUGCUACUGGUAUUGUUGACAAAAUAUAGUGUGAUACAUUUGGUAUCUUUGGCAAACUACUGUAUCGUCAUAUGAUCGCUAUCGUGAUAGUAUCAUGAUACUUUGGUAUCAAUGGUAAAAUACUGUAACCUAUUGUGAUACUUUUAGUAUUUUUGGGAAAAUAUAAUACUAUUGCAUAACUGGUCAAAUAUAGUAUUGUACUAUUGGUAUUGUGAUACUACAGUUAUCCUGGGAAAAAUACUGUAUUGUAAUGUUAUUGGUAUUGUGAUACUAUUAAUAUUGUAGACAUAAUACUGUAAUAUGAUACUAUUGAUAUCGUCAGAAUACCAUAUUGCGAUUCCGUGAUCCCCACCCCUUCCAUGUAUGUAUGUUAGCUUUGUAAUGAUCAUUGGAAACAUGAGGGAAAUCAUGGUUAGCAUUGUUUGCUAGUCCAAAGUGUGCGUGCGUAUAAAACGUGUGUGUGUGUGUGUGUGUGAUUGUUGUACAAAGAUACACGUGUUGAACUAUGACGUCUUAUCACAAACCUGUGGUAGUUUUUGUAACAAUGAUGUUUUAACUCCACACGCUAUGCGUGCUAUUUAAGACGAGCAGAUAUGAAGACAUUUUUUUUAAUGAAGCUGGUUUUUGUUUGUUUGUUUUCAAGUCACUGCCUCAACAUUGGAACCUGUUUGUGCACUCAGCUUCUCUUAUUUGUGUGUUUGUUUUUGCAUGUAGAAAAGGGUGGGGAACCUUAAAGUCCUAUCAGUGGCCACUGAAGUUUUUAUAUAGUCAUCCGAGGGGUAAAAACCAAAAGUGUUGGUUUAUCUCCUGUAAGUAAGUAAAAGUCAAAAAAAGUACACUCUGACAUGUUAAAAGAUGACUAUUUACUGUCAAUUAUAUACAAUACCUGUUUUGAUAACAUGCUCAAUGAAAAUGGUGCACCUUUGUGCAAACAAAAUAGUUUCUUUCUUUGUGAACUGACUAACAAAGAAAAGGCUAAAUUAGCUAAUGAUAACACCUGAGGGUCGCACCAAAUGCUCUUAUACGGCCCACAAGCUGCAUCUUCCCCACCAUUUACUGUAGAAGCUUAUGUCUUGUUUAACCUUACCUGACAACAAACAGGUUAGUUUUUUUUGUGUGUUUUUUUUUUUUAAUUACCCUUAAACCACCUCAGAAAGUUCUGGAACAGGGUCCAAACAAACAGUGGGGGAACUAACUCAACCCCAUUUGGUUCUAGCCUAGCGGAUAAGCUAAAUAUCCGCACUACAAACUGUACAAGCUGGCCCAACCAGGCUAUCAGCUAACUAUAUUUCAACUUGUAGCAACAAUUUUACUCAUGUAACCUUUGUUCUUUGUAGGCCGACCAAUAAGCUAGUUAGCCCGCUAUCCUGCUAACGGCUAAAUGCUACACAACCUUAGCUUCAUCUGAACGUGUCCUUACUCUUUCUUAUCACUUAACUAGAGUUAGCGCCACAAUGCUAAUUGCCCGCCCUCCACCCGUUCAAAGCCAAAUGGUACAGCCCACCCCCCUUCUGUGUGCGUGUAUUUCCUACUUCCUGACCUCUGUCCAAUCAGCUGCUUGCAUGAACUAGGUUGUUCUAUUAUUAUUUUUGUUUGUUUUCUCUCCGUGUCAUAUUGGCAAUAGUGGAGGAAAUCAUAGCUGACAACUAUUUUAUUCAAUUUUAAAUAUUUUUUCUUUGUUUGUUCUCAAUAUUCAAUUGCGAUAUUUAUAUUUUUUGUAAUAUAAAAUGUUUUUGGGUUUUUUUUGUCAUUGUGAUGCCAGUUGAUAACAAAUGCAGGGAUUUUUAUGAGAUAAAAAACACUAUUACAGUUUAUUGUUUUGAUCUGUAUAAAGUGCUUACUAAUGUUAAAUAGGAGGAUAUGAAAAAGGUGAUUUAACAUUUUUACACUACAGGUCUCAUCAUAGCUCUUAGAGGAUUUUUUUAUUAUUAUUUUUUUUUUUUUUAAGGAAAAAGGAAGAAAAAAAAAAAAAAAAACAUGAUUGUUCCAGACUGCCAUUUUGGAUGUAUGCUGUUGUUCCGUUACAAAGAUAAAUGUAUGCCAUAUAAUUUAUUUAUAUGAAAAUUUAUUUUUGUAGUGUACAUAGUAGCGGUCAAGACAGAAGUAUAUUUGAAAGAGUUUAUAUGGAAUGAUAUACAGUACCAUACCACGGGAAAGGUGUAAACAACGUCAACACCCCCCAUUCAGUAUUACACACUUGUGUGUGCAUGUAUGUGUGUGCGUGUGUAAGCAUUUGUAUGUUUGUGUAUGUUUGCGUGUGUGAGUGGCCAUCCAAGUAGAACAUUGUACUAGCUCGCCAAAUAUUCAUGUUCAAACACUGAUAGAAUUCUAACUAAUAAAAUGAAAAAUAUAACUUA